UCCUUUAUCUGAACGAUGAGCACGAGUCGCUAGGAAGAGGAGAGUGGAUCCAGAGGAAUUAUAAUUGAGGCCGAUCGAAAGGGCUUAGGGCUUAGGGCUUUGAAUUAAUUAAGAUGGGAUGAUGAUCAAAACCUGAUUAGGAAUCCACAGAUUAGUUGACGCUGAAUUUGAGGAAUAUUCUAGUGAGCGAACAUGGAUGGUCCUUUUAUUCGAAUAUAUGAGGACUUGAAAAUUCAAGUAGGAGCUUUCUGUCUCCUCUCUCUCUCUCUCUUUCUCGCGUGAUCUAUGACGAUGCUCUGAUUUUUUAGGUUUAUCUUUUCGUUCAGUGAUCAUCAUAUUCCCAUUUCCCGCGAUCAUCUUUAACUCCGCUCCACGAGAAUCAUUGGAUUCAUUGCAUCUUUUGCGAUUCUCGAUUUCGUUCUCAGCCGUUCUCUUUCUCAGCUCAUGAUAGUAGUAGUGUUGGCCCCCAAUUUGAUCCGUGAUUGUGGUUGAAAGUUGGAACUCAGCUGAUUUCACGGGGUUUCUUUGACUUAAUUGUUCGGUUUCUACUGGAAGGACUCGCGGAACGUACUGAGGCGAGUAAAUAGCAGAGAUUGGAGACUGAAAAUGUCUCGGAAUCUGGAGAAGAUGGCCUCAAUUGAUGCCCAGCUGAGGCUAUUGGCGCCUGGGAAGGUCUCCGAAGACGAUAAGUUGGUGGAGUAUGACGCUCUCUUGUUGGAUCGGUUCCUCGACAUUCUUCAGGGUUUGCAUGGAGAAAAAAUUAGAGAAACGGUUCAAGACUGUUAUGAGCUUUCUGCUGAGUAUGAAGGCAAACAUAACCCUCAGAAACUAGAGGAACUUGGGAAUGUGCUGACAAGUUUAGAUGCUGGGGAUUCUAUUGUAGUUGCUAAAUCAUUCUCCCACAUGCUUAAUUUAUCUAACUUGGCCGAGGAAGUCCAAAUAGCAUACAGACGAAGAAUUAAGUUGAAGAAAGGUGAUUUUGCUGAUGAAGCUUCUGCAACAACUGAAUCAGACCUUGAAGAGACCAUUAAGAGGCUUGUGGUCCAGCUGAAAAAGUCACCUGAAGAAGUGUUUGAUUCUUUGAAGAACCAGACGGUAGAUUUGGUCCUCACAGCACAUCCCACUCAAUCUGUCCGUAGAUCUUUACUCCAAAAACAUGGAAGGAUUCGGAAUUGUUUGACCCAGUUGUAUGCCAAAGACGCUACUCCUGAUGAUAAGCAGGAGCUUGAUGAGGCUUUGCAGAGAGAGAUUCAAGCUGCUUUUCGCACUGAUGAAAUCCGGAGAACACCUCCAACUCCACAAGAUGAGAUGAGGGCAGGAAUGAGCUACUUCCAUGAGACAAUUUGGAAAGGAGUUCCAAAGUUCCUACGACGUGUUGACACUGCUUUGAAAAAUAUAGGAAUAAAUGAGCGUGUUCCUUAUAAUGCCCCGCUAAUUCAGUUUUCUUCUUGGAUGGGUGGGGAUCGUGAUGGAAACCCGAGGGUAACUCCUGAAGUAACAAGGGAUGUAUGCUUAUUGGCUAGAAUGAUGGCUGCUAAUUUAUACUUCUCUCAAAUAGAGGAUCUCAUGUUUGAGUUGUCAAUGUGGCGUUGCAAUGAUGAACUUCGUGCUCGUGCAGAUGAACUUCAUAGAUCCUCGAAGAGAGAUGCGAAACAUUAUAUUGAGUUUUGGAAACAAGUUCCUCCAAAUGAGCCCUACCGUGUUAUUCUUGGUGACGUAAGGGACAAGCUGUAUUAUACACGAGAACGUGCUCGUCAGUUAUUAGCCAAUGAGAUCUCCGAUGUUCCUGAGGAGGCAACUUACACUAAUGUUGAGCAGUUCCUAGAGCCUCUUGAACUCUGUUACAGAUCACUCUGUGCUUGCGGUGAUCAGCCAAUUGCUGAUGGAAGCCUUCUUGACUUUUUACGGCAAGUUUCCACAUUUGGACUCUCGCUUGUGAGACUUGAUAUCCGGCAAGAAUCAGAAAGGCAUACUGAUGUCCUUGAUGCUAUUACGAAACAUUUGGAAAUUGGAUCAUUUAAAGAGUGGUCAGAAGAACAGAGGCAGGAAUGGCUUUUGUCUGAACUCAGUGCCAAGCGCCCUCUAUUUGGCCCUGAUCUUCCCAAGACUGAAGAAAUUGCUGAUGUGUUGGACACUUUUCAUGUCAUUUCUGAACUCCCUCCAGAUAGCUUUGGUGCCUACAUAAUAUCAAUGGCAACUGCACCAUCUGAUGUGCUUGCUGUGGAGCUUUUACAGCGUGAGUGUCGAGUCAGACAGCCAUUAAGGGUUGUCCCAUUGUUUGAAAAGCUUGCUGAUCUUGAGGCUGCACCUGCUGCUUUGGCUCGUCUCUUCUCAGUAGAUUGGUACAGGAAACGGAUAAAUGGAAAGCAAGAAGUCAUGAUUGGGUACUCAGACUCAGGAAAGGAUGCUGGUCGUCUUUCUGCUGCAUGGCAGUUGUACAAAGCCCAAGAAGAACUUAUAAAAGUGGCAAAGGAAUUUGGGGUGAAGCUUACUAUGUUCCAUGGUCGAGGAGGGACUGUUGGAAGAGGAGGGGGUCCCACCCAUCUUGCUAUUUUGUCUCAGCCACCUGACACAAUUCAUGGAUCUCUUCGUGUGACAGUUCAGGGUGAAGUUAUUGAACAGUGUUUUGGAGAGGAGCACUUGUGCUUUAGGACUCUCCAGCGAUUCACAGCUGCUACUCUGGAGCAUGGAAUGCAUCCUCCAGUUUCACCAAAGCCAGAGUGGCGUGCACUGAUGGACGAGAUGGCAGUUAUUGCCACAAAAGAAUAUCGUUCCAUAGUUUUCCAGGAGUCCCGAUUUGUUGAAUACUUCCGCCUGGCAACACCAGAAACAGAGUAUGGUCGGAUGAAUAUAGGAAGUCGUCCAUCAAAAAGAAAACCGAGUGGCGGAAUAGAAUCACUUCGUGCAAUCCCGUGGAUAUUUGCAUGGACGCAGACAAGGUUUCACCUGCCGGUCUGGCUUGGUUUUGGUGCUGCAUUCAAGCAUGUCAUUGAGAAGGAUGUUAAAAAUUUACACAUGCUUAAGGAGAUGUACAAUCAGUGGCCUUUCUUCCGAGUGACAAUUGACCUGGUGGAGAUGGUGUUUGCAAAGGGAGAUCCGGGGAUUGCUGCUUUGUAUGACAAGCUCCUCGUCUCUGAAGACUUGUGGCCAUUUGGAGGGCGCUUGAGAGCCAACUACGAAGAAACAAAGAGCCUUCUCCUCCAGAUUGCUGGGCACAAAGAUCUACUUGAGGGAGACCCCUACUUGAAGCAGAGACUCGGUCUUCGUGAUGCAUACAUUACAACCCUUAACGUGUCGCAAGCCUAUACACUGAAAAGAAUCCGCGACUCGAGCUACGAUGUGAAGGUGAGGCCGCAUCUGUCCAAAGAAACCAUGGAAUCUAGGAAGCCGCAAACUGCAGAACUUGUGAAGCUUAACCCGACGAGCGAGUACGCUCCCGGACUGGAAGACACCCUUAUCUUAACCAUGAAGGGAAUUGCUGCCGGAAUGCAGAACACCGGCUAACGCCUACUCCGGCAGCGCCGUUUAGGUAUCCGUUGUUUAAACUCUUGUAUGAACUUACAUAUUAUGUUAUGGUUUUAGCAGAGGUAGCUUAUGCUGGAAGAAACUGGCAUUUAUAAGUGAAUUAUGUGUGCUAGUAGUACAAACUUGACUAUUUAUUCCCCCCC
Messenger RNA from Diospyros lotus (date-plum), 3668 nucleotides. Its product is annotated as phosphoenolpyruvate carboxylase-like. Gene Ontology annotation, biological process: carbon fixation; tricarboxylic acid cycle; leaf development. Gene Ontology annotation, cellular component: chloroplast; cytosol; apoplast. NCBI's taxonomy places the organism in Eukaryota, Viridiplantae, Streptophyta, Magnoliopsida, Ericales, Ebenaceae. Bases 607 to 3504 code for a protein of 965 amino acids. The transcript has 10 exons. Gene Ontology annotation, molecular function: phosphoenolpyruvate carboxylase activity. The record is from RefSeq and is a predicted model, not a curated record.